Sphenostylis stenocarpa is the source of this 3528-nucleotide messenger RNA. Lineage: Eukaryota; Viridiplantae; Streptophyta; Magnoliopsida; Fabales; Fabaceae. The record is from the annotation of a GenBank genome assembly.
AUGUCUCAGACAUCCAGCGUCCUGCCUGCCUUCCACUCCAUCAAGUCAUUGCCUCCUGAGUUUAAGUUUGCCAAUAAUCCAAACCCUCCGCUUGUGGAAAAACAUGGAGAUGUUAAAUUUAGAAGGUCCAAUCCGAUUGGAUCAAAUGGUCUUGAGAAUGGUGUACAUGUAGGGGAGGUUUCUAAGGAAGUUCGAGCCCGAGCUGGUGGCAUGGAUCUUUUCGAUGAGGAUUCUCCAUAUGGUGGAAAAGGUAGAUCAUUAAAAGAUCGACCAUCUAAUGCACAUGAGGACUCAGUAUCCGUUUCGUUGCCCCUGCCUUCAAUUUUAAUAUCCUCUAGGGAAAACAGGUGGAAUGAUACAAAUCUUUAUGGUUCAAAAAAGAAAGUUCAGUCUUGGCUCCAAUUACCAAAUGGGGAUUGGGAGCUGGUAAAGAUAAUAACAACUUCUGGAGCUGAAUCUGUCAUUUCACUGCCUGAUGGGAAAGUUUUAAAGGUAAAAGAGGAGAAUUUGGUGCCAGCUAAUCCCGACAUUCUUGAUGGAGUGGAUGACCUCAUGCAACUUAGUUAUUUAAAUGAACCGGCAACGAAAGCUGGGCCUGUUUUGGUUGCCGUGAAUCCCUUUAAGAAAGUUCCUUUGUAUGGUAAUGACUAUAUUGAAGCCUACAAGUGUAAAGCAAUUGAAAGCCCGCAUGUAUAUGCAAUUACUGACACAGCCAUCCGAGAAAUGAUACGAGAUGAAGUGAAUCAAUCCAUAAUUAUAAGUGGUGAGAGUGGAGCAGGAAAGACUGAGACAGCAAAAAUAGCAAUGCAAUACUUGGCUGCCCUUGGUGGUGGAAGUGGAAUAGAGAAUGAGAUAUUGAAGACUAAUCCAAUACUAGAAGCCUUUGGCAAUGGAAAAACAUUAAGAAAUGAUAACUCAAGUCGUUUUGGAAAGCUCAUUGAGAUUCACUUCAGUGAAACGGGAAAAAUAUCUGUUUUGCUGGAAAAGUCCAGAGUAGUCCAAUGCAACGAAGGGGAAAGGUCAUAUCAUAUAUUUUAUCAGCUAUGUGCUGGAGCACCAUCAUCUCUUAGGGAGAAGCUAAAUCUACUAAGUGCGGAAGACUACAAAUAUCUGAGGCAGAGCAAUUGUUAUUCAAUUACUGGUGUUGAUGAUGCAGAAGAAUUUCGCAUAGUCAAGGAUGCUCUGGAUAUUGUCCACAUUAGCAAAGGAGACCAGGAGAAUGUAUUUGCAAUGCUUGCUGCAGUAUUAUGGUUAGGAAACAUAUCAUUUACUGUGGUCGAUAAUGAAAAUCAUGUUCAAGCUAUUGAGGAUGAGGUUUACAAAGGGAUACCUUCCUUUGUCACUACUUUUGGUGCAAUGUGUCCUGAGAUCACAGGUCUGUUCACUGUUGCCAAAUUGAUUGGCUGUGAAAUUGAAGACCUGAAGUUGACUUUAUCAACUCGCAAAAUGAAAGUUGGUAAUGAUAAUAUUGUCCAGAAGUUGACGCUCUCUCAGGCUAUUGACGCGAGAGAUGCUUUGGCGAAGUCAAUAUAUGCCUGUUUGUUUGAUUGGUUGGUUGAGCAAAUAAAUAAAUCUCUUGCGGUUGGCAAAAGACGAACUGGCAGAUCAAUCAGCAUUCUUGACAUUUAUGGCUUUGAGUCAUUCAAUAGGAACAGUUUUGAGCAGUUUUGCAUAAAUUAUGCAAAUGAAAGAUUACAGCAACAUUUCAAUCGUCAUUUAUUCAAGUUGGAACAGGAGGAAUAUAUCCAAGAUGGCAUUGAUUGGGCUAAAGUGGACUUUGAAGACAACCAAGAUUGCCUUAAUCUAUUUGAAAAGAAACCACUGGGACUACUAUCCCUCUUAGAUGAAGAGUCAACUUUUCCUAACGGCACAGAUUUAACGUUUGCAAACAAGCUUAAGCAGCAUUUGAUUUCCAAUUCAUGCUUCAAAGGAGAACGGGAAAAAGCCUUUACUGUGCGUCAUUAUGCAGGGGAGGUCACUUAUGAUACAUCUGGAUUCCUGGAAAAGAACAGGGACCUAUUGCAUUUAGAUUCCAUCCAACUUCUAUCCUCAAGCAAAUGCCAUCUUCCCAAGUUAUUUGCAUCCCAUAUGCUCACUCAGUCUGAGAAGCCUGUAGUAGGUCCCUUACAUAAGUCCGGUGGGGCAGAUUCCCAAAAGCUAAGUGUUGCCACAAAAUUCAAGGGACAAUUGUUCCAACUGAUGCAACGUCUAGAGAGUACUAGCCCACAUUUUAUACGCUGCAUUAAGCCCAAUAAUCUCCAAUCACCUGGAUCAUAUGAGCAAAGCCUUGUACUGCAGCAGUUGAGAUGUUGUGGGGUUCUGGAAGUGGUUCGAAUAUCAAGAUCAGGCUUUCCAACUAGAGUGUCUCACCAAAAGUUUGCCAGAAGAUAUGGUUUUCUUCUCCUUGAAAAUGUUGCCUCUCAGGAUCCACUUAGUGUCUCAGUUGCUAUUCUUCAUCAGUUCAACAUUUUGCCUGAGAUGUUUCAAGUUGGCUACACAAAACUAUUCUUCCGAACAGGGCAGAUUGGAGUGCUUGAGGAUACAAGAAAUCGUACCCUGCAUGGAAUUUUACGUGUGCAAAGUUGCUUCAGGGGUCACCGAGCUCGUUGUUACUGCAGGGAACUUUGGAGAGGAGUCACCACUCUCCAAUCAUUUAUUAGAGGAGAUAAAAGCAGAAAGGAAUAUGCAGCUUUGCUUCAGAGACAUAGGGCUGCUGUUAUUAUACAGAAGCGGAUGAAAACAGUACUUGCAAGAAACAGAAUGACAAGUAUUAACGAUGCUGCGGUUGUCAUACAGUCAUUUAUACGUGGUUGGUUAGUCAGAAAAUGCUUAGGAAACAUUGGAUUAUCAAAACCUGGAGUCACGAAGAUUAAUGAGUCGGAUGAGGUUCUGGUGAAGUCGUCUUUCCUGGCUGAACUACAGCGCCGGGUACUUAAGGCAGAAGCUGCCCUAAGAGAGAAAGAAGAGGAAAAUGACAUUCUUCACCAACGCCUUCAACAGUAUGAGAGCAGAUGGUCUGAAUAUGAACUAAAGAUGAAGUCCAUGGAAGAAGUAUGGCAGAAGCAAAUGAGAUCCCUACAAUCUAGCCUCUCUAUUGCAAAGAAGAGCCUCGCUAUGGAUGAUUCUGGAAGAAAUUCAGAUGCUUCUGUUAACGCAAGUGAUGAGAGGGAUUUCGGCUGGGAUGUAGGAACCACUCACCGGCGCCAAGAAAGCAAUGGGGCAAGAUCUAUGAGUGCUGGUUUGAGUGUUAUAAGUCGGCUGGCUGAAGAAUUUGAGCAGAGAAGUCAAGUGUUUGGUGAUGAUGCUAAGUUCUUGGUAGAGGUAAAAUCUGGUCAAGUUGAGGCAAGUUUGAACCCAGAUAGAGAGCUCAGAAGGUUAAAACAGAUGUUUGAAGCCUGGAAAAAGGAUUAUGGUGCAAGACUACGUGAAACAAAGGUCAUCUUACAUAAACUUGGAAGUGAAGAUGGAUCAAUUGAGAAAGUGAAGAAAAGUUGGUGGGGAAGAAGGAAUAGUACGAGAAUAAGUUGA